AUGCUAUUUUCAACAUGCGAUCAAACAUCGAUUAUUACUACUUUACGGAGCUUUCUCUAUCUAUCACGUGAGAACAAAGGUGAUUAUGCAUUGCAAGAUAUCUAUACAGCAUUACAUUGGUUAAAAAAUUAUGUGACAAAUUUUAACGGCGAUCCAGAUCGAAUUACACUCUAUGGAACAGGAUCAGGCGCUGUCUUAGCUAGCCUUGUUGUGAUGCUCGAAACUGUCAAUGGUGGUACGGGAACAAUUAAACGUCGCAAAUCCCUGGUUCAUCGUUUAAUUUUAAACGAUCAAACAUUUCUCUCUCCUCACAUGACAUCGAUCAUCAAUGAAGUCUCAUCGUUUCAAAAAGAUAUCCUAUCCCAUUUAUCAUGUACAACAUCUCAAUGUUUACGUAAUCAGUCUCAAAUCAGUACAAAUCAAUUCCUAGACUUGAAUACUUAUUCAAAAGAUCAUGGCUACAUCAACUACAUGUGUCCAUUGGAGAAUCCAUUUCCAUUCUUUAAUACACAAUUUCAAACUAAAUCUGAUCAGAAAAAUCCUUUGCGAAUCAAAUUCUAUCACCAAGCAAAUGCACUUCUCCCUGAAAAUCUGCCUAUUCUGCUGACAACAUCAUUAAAUGCUAAUCGUUCAUUAACGAAACAAGUCGAUGUUAACAAUAUUCUCAUUGAUAGUUUACUCAAUUAUGCUUAUACAAAAUGGGAUCGUCAAACUCAUGAAUAUCGUCUUGACGAAACACUAUUAAACUAUCAUCAACAAAUCCUUGCACCUCUCCUUAAAUAUGCUAAAUAUGCAUCAAAUUAUCGCAAUAUUCAUAUCUUAGAACGAUAUGCAAAGAAAUAUCAAUCCGAAUUACCAUUCACGUUUGGCUAUGUUUUAGCACCAUCUAUGAGUAUUUUCAAUGAAACAUAUUUCAAUGCGAAUGAAAACGAUCGAAUCGAAAGUAUGAAAAUCAUGGAUCUAUUUGCGAAGUUAUUACAUAAUGGAAAUAUCAAUAUCAAUUCACCUUAUUGUAAAGAUAAUCAAUGUGAANAAAAGAAAACUUACAUAAUCAAAAUAAAUCUCUAA
Adineta ricciae is the source of this 1068-nucleotide messenger RNA. Lineage: Eukaryota; Metazoa; Rotifera; Eurotatoria; Adinetida; Adinetidae. The record is from the annotation of a GenBank genome assembly.